UCAGCGUAACUUAUUGAAAUGUUUAUUUUGUUGCAAAUUUCACAGAUUCUUAAGCCAAUAUCUACGAACGACGCAUAUCACCAAAAUGGCAUCAUUAUAUGUAGGUAACCUCCAUCCAGAUUGUACGGAGGCAACGUUAUAUAAGAAAUUCUCAGUUAUUGGAAAGAUUUUGGAUAUCCGGAUCUGCAGAGAUCUAACUUUUAACAAGUCUUUAGGUUUUGGUUUCGUUAAUUAUGAAAGGCUUGAGGAUGCGGAAAAGGCCUUGGAUACUCUGAACUAUGACUUGGUGAAAGGUCGGGCCAUCCGCAUCAUGUGGGCGAACAAAAACAUCUUGAAGAAGCUACCUUCUACUGCCAAUUUAUUCGUGAAGAAUUUAGACACAAGUAUUAAUGAAAGAAUAUUGUAUGAUAUAUUUGCUAAUUAUGGAAAAAUUGCAUCUCUAAAGGUGGCAACAGAUGAUGAAGGGCAAUCAAAAGGGUUUGCAUUUGUUCAAUUCGAAAAUGAAGAUUCUGCAAAUGACGCCAUUGAUGGCUUGCACAAAACAGUAAUUCAUGGGAAGAAAUUAUACGUGAAUAAAUUCAUUCCUCAUGAUAGAAGAAUAAGAGAAAAGAGUCCAGUAUUUACGAACAUUUAUCUAAAAUAUUUAAAUCAAAGUUUUAAAGAUGAGGAUCUAGAAGAUCUCUGUUGUAAAUUCGGAACGAUUCGUUGUGCGAAAAUAAUGACAGAUGAAAUGGGGAAUUCAAAAGGAUUCGGCUUUGUAAAUUUUAAAGAUCCAGGGAGUGCUAAAAAAGCAGUCGAAGAAUUGAAUGGUGUUAUUGUUGAUGGACAGAGACUUUACGUAGGAAGGGCAAAAAAGAAAGCAGAAAGGCAAGCCGAAGUGCUAAAACAAUUUAAACAAAAACUUCGCUUUGGUGAUCCAUGAAACGAUCGUUGUUCUAAGUUUUCAGCUAGAAGCAUACAGUUAACCAUAUGUUAGAAAACGAGAUGUUAUUAUUAUAUAAUAUUUAAGACGUUCUUCAACGUUGUGCUCCUAAUUUGGUUAGUU
Molecule: messenger RNA, 1045 nt
Organism: Stegodyphus dumicola
Lineage: Eukaryota; Metazoa; Arthropoda; Arachnida; Araneae; Eresidae
Product: polyadenylate-binding protein 4-like
Source: RefSeq, a predicted model, not a curated record